This is a messenger RNA of Entrophospora candida, 283 nucleotides long. The record is from the annotation of a GenBank genome assembly. NCBI's taxonomy places the organism in Eukaryota, Fungi, Glomeromycota, Glomeromycetes, Entrophosporales, Entrophosporaceae.
AUGAUAAAAAAUAACAUUGGUAUCUGUAGUAACAGCGAAUUUAAUAACAACAUCGUCACCAACACUAACAACACUAAAAAUAAAAAAUAUAGUAAUAGUAGAGGCCCAUACGUUUCAAGAGCAUGUGACAACUGUAAAAAAUCACAUAGGAAAUGCUCAGAAGGGAAUGGUAGUUGUGACAAUUGUUUGCGUAAAAAUUGGGAAUGUUCUAAAAAUAUUUUUAUUGUUCAAUCAUAUAACGAUAAUGGCAAUAAUAAUAAUGACGACGACGAUGUUGAGAAAG